AUGAUCGCGUUCUUUGAGCUGGAAUGCUCCUGCACAGCGCCAGAAGAGGUUGUCUUUUUAGUGGGCUCCGGCACUGCCCUCGGCAGCUGGGAUACGUACCAUGGCAUCGUCCUGGAGACCAGUCCAGAGAGAUUUCCUUGGUGGUACACCACCGGCCCAGUGGUCAUCGAAAGUAUGCAUGCAGACUUCCAGUUCGCCAUUUCAGAUCGCUCUCUGAGUGUAGUGCGGUGGGAGGGCUUGCCAUACCAUCGGCGGCUGCAGUGCCGGCAUCUAAGAAGCAAGGAUGGCCAGCAGAUGGAGAUGGUCUUUCGAGCGAGCUGGGAGGACCUAUCUAAGCUUCUCUUGUGGUUACAUGGAAUGCCACGGACGAGAGGAAGUCCCAAGCUACAGCUGAGCACCUGA
Symbiodinium sp. CCMP2456 is the source of this 402-nucleotide messenger RNA. Lineage: Eukaryota; Dinophyceae; Suessiales; Symbiodiniaceae. The record is from the annotation of a GenBank genome assembly.